This is a messenger RNA of Dreissena polymorpha, 474 nucleotides long. RefSeq names its product neuropeptide-like protein 29. Lineage: Eukaryota; Metazoa; Mollusca; Bivalvia; Myida; Dreissenidae. The transcript has 4 exons. The coding region runs from base 90 to 383 and encodes 97 amino acids. The record is from RefSeq and is a predicted model, not a curated record.
UUAUGACCCGACGAACGUUACACGUUUUAAUGUAAUGAAAAUCAAAACUUUGAACACGAAAGACAGCUGCUUGUCAGAAAAGUAAUACGAUGUUCUCAACUGUCACACUUGUGCUGGUCGUGUCAUGCUUCGGCGCAGCGUUAGGUACCUAUAAACCAUACUGGAACUCGUAUUUGCCAGUACAAGGUGCAGGCAACGGCGGCUAUUGGAACUCGUAUGUGCCGCAAUAUGGGAACUAUGGGCCGCAAAAAUAUCCUGGUUACUCAGGUUCUUAUUGGCCUGGAGCAUGGGGUGGCUGGCAAGGGGAUAACGUCGGCUCGCAAAAGAAUUCCGUGGACGGCACAGGCAAUUACGUGGGCUGGCAAAAGAAUUAUGUGAAUUAAGUACAGAUGAAAUUGAACGAAAUAAAGACCAAAACAUGCAGAGAAUGUUUGCUUUUGAUUGACAAUUAUUUAUACUUAAUAAAUAUUUUUC